Tarenaya hassleriana is the source of this 700-nucleotide messenger RNA. RefSeq names its product EPIDERMAL PATTERNING FACTOR-like protein 4. The record is from RefSeq and is a predicted model, not a curated record. Bases 251 to 586 code for a protein of 111 amino acids. Gene Ontology annotation, biological process: stomatal complex development; guard cell differentiation. The transcript has 3 exons. Lineage: Eukaryota; Viridiplantae; Streptophyta; Magnoliopsida; Brassicales; Cleomaceae.
AAAAAUAAAAGAUAUAAACAUGAAUUGAGAAAGUCUUUUCUACUGUUGAACCCCACCUUCUCCAAGCAAUCUCUCUCUCUCUCUCUACAUGUUUCUUUGACUUAGACGCCUUUACAAAACAUUAAGCCCAAAACCCAAACACACACACAAAGUAAAACCUAUCAACAGAAAAAAAAAAAAAGGAAGAAAAGAAACUACACCGGACACUUGUCUUCGCUAACGUGCGCAUCAUCGCCGGCUGAUCUUGCUAAUGGGCGCCGGGGUCCGCCGCCUCGUCUCAGCCGCUCUCGCCGCAUUGGCUCUGCUCUUCCUCUCUUUCUUCUCCUCCUCCGCCGCCGUCUCUCUCCCCCGUCUCGGACUCGGGCUUGAACAUGGGAGAGAAGAGGGUUAUCCGGGUCGGGUUAUUCUGGGUCAGAAACGGUUCACCGGACCGGGUUCGUCGCCGCCGACAUGUAGAUCGAAGUGUGGGAGGUGUGAACCGUGUAAACCGGUUCACGUACCGAUUCAACCCGGUUUGAGUACGCCAUUGGAGUACUACCCUGAAGCCUGGCGGUGCAAGUGCGUGAAAUCUCUGUGUUUUGUAUAAAAAGUAGAGGAAACUGAUUUGGGGGUUCAUGUGAAGAAAACGACGACGUUGGGAAUGUAAGUUUUGUUAGGUGACGUCAUCCACUGUCCUUUUCUCUCUCUCCCCCUCACAUUU